Molecule: messenger RNA, 1688 nt
Organism: Drosophila persimilis
Lineage: Eukaryota; Metazoa; Arthropoda; Insecta; Diptera; Drosophilidae
Gene: Prp19
Product: pre-mRNA-processing factor 19
Exons: 3
Coding region: 47-1564 (505 amino acids)
Biological process (GO): DNA repair; mRNA splicing, via spliceosome; protein ubiquitination
Cellular component (GO): U2-type catalytic step 1 spliceosome; cytoplasm; Prp19 complex
Molecular function (GO): ubiquitin protein ligase activity; protein binding
Source: RefSeq, a predicted model, not a curated record
UAUAUUUACAAAAAAGAAGCCGCAAGACAUAUAAACACGAUUAGCAAUGGCUUUGGUUUGCGCACUGACAAACGAAGUCCCCGAGACGCCCGUCGUGUCUCCCCACUCGGGAGCCGUCUUCGAGAAGCGAGUGAUUGAAAAGUAUUUAUUGGAGAAUGGCUGCGAUCCCAUUAGCGGCAAGGAGUUGAAGGCGGAAGAUCUAAUUGAGCUGAAAACGCCCGCGUUGGUGAAACCCAAGCCGCCCAGUGCCACCAGCAUUCCGGCUACUCUGAAAACAAUGCAGGACGAGUGGGACGCCCUAAUGAUUCACUCGUUCACACAGCGCCAACAGCUGCAAACAACGCGACAAGAGCUGUCCCAUGCCCUGUAUCAACAUGAUGCCGCCUGCCGUGUGAUUGCUCGUCUUAACAAGGAAGUGGCCGCUGCUCGGGAGGCUCUGGCCACGCUGAAGCCCCAGGCCGGUGUUAUGAAUGCACCCACGGCGAUUCCUCAGCCGGCCCUGGCCUCUGAAGCUGGCGGUGCCGCUUCACAUCCCAUGGAGCAGGCUGGCAUGAAUGCAGAGGUGAUACAGAAACUCCAGGACAAGGCUACAGUGCUCACGCAGGAGCGCAAGAAACGCGGACGCACCGUUCCUGAGGAUCUGGUCUCACCAGAUCAGGUGAAGAGCUUCCUAACGGUGGCUUCCCAUCCUGGCCUGCAUUCGGCCUCUGUACCCGGCAUUCUGGCCCUAGACAUCAACAGUGCCGACCACAGUAAGAUCCUGACCGGCGGCAAUGACAAGAACGCAACCGUCUUCAACAAGGACACCGAGCAGGUGGUGGCCAUUCUCAAGGGACACACCAAGAAGAUCACCAAAGUAAUCUACCAUCCCAACGAAGACACAGUCAUCACCGGCUCGCCAGACAUGAAUAUUCGCAUCUGGCACGUUCCCACAUCCCAGACGCAGCUACUCCUGCGCUGCCAUGACGGACCGGUGACCGGACUCUCGUUGCACCCCACUGGCGACUACUUGCUCUCCACAUCGUCUGACAAGCACUGGGCCUUCUCCGACAUACGCACUGGACGGCUGCUCACAAAGGUUAUCGACACCGCGGAGGUUGGUCUGACGACGGCCCAGUUCCAUCCUGACGGCUUGAUUUUCGGUACGGGCACUGUCGAUUCCCAAGUCAAGAUCUGGGAUCUGAAGGAGCAGAGCAAUGUGGCAAACUUCCCCGGCCACACUGGUCCCAUUUCGGCCAUCUCCUUCUCCGAGAACGGCUACUACUUGGCCACCGCGGCAGACGACGCCUGUGUCAAGCUGUGGGAUUUGCGCAAGUUAAAGAACUUUAAAACAAUCCAACUGGACGAUGGCUACGAGGUCAAGGAUCUGUGCUUCGACCAGAGCGGCACCUAUCUGGCCAUUGCCGGAACCGAUGUCAGGGUUUACCUAUGCAAGCAGUGGCAGGAUCUGAAGAUAUUCAACGACCACACGGCCCUAGCAACCGGCGUCCGCUUCGGGAAGCAUGCCCAGUACCUCGCCUCCACCAGCAUGGACCGCACACUGAAGUUGUAUGCCAUCGAAUAAGCACUGGCGGCGGCGGCCAGACUAGCAGAUUACCAACUAAGUCCUAAAAUGUACGAGUAUCUAAGCUCUUCUGUGUACUUCAAAGAAAUAAUUCAGUAAAAUAAACCUGACCCUUUUAUCCGAA